Aspergillus chevalieri is the source of this 1947-nucleotide messenger RNA. Its product is annotated as lysophospholipase family protein. The coding region runs from base 1 to 1947 and encodes 648 amino acids. The record is from RefSeq and is a predicted model, not a curated record. NCBI's taxonomy places the organism in Eukaryota, Fungi, Ascomycota, Eurotiomycetes, Eurotiales, Aspergillaceae. The transcript has 3 exons. Gene Ontology annotation, molecular function: A2-type glycerophospholipase activity. Gene Ontology annotation, cellular component: intracellular membrane-bounded organelle; cytosol. Gene Ontology annotation, biological process: glycerophospholipid catabolic process.
AUGAAGCCCACCUCCGUGGUGCUUGCUCUGGCCGCCGCCUUGCCCGGCGCAACGGCUGCUCCCGAGCCCGAGGUUGCUCGCGACUUUAGAAUCUCCAGCAAUGUUCGCCGGUCGCUCCCCAAUGCCCCCGAUGGCUAUGUCCCCUCGUCGGUGGAAUGCCCGUCCAGCCGUCCGACGGUGCGUCUGGCAGAGAAGAUCUCCAAGAAUGAGUCGUCAUGGUUAGAUACGCGCCGUGACAAGGCCACCUCCGCCUUGAGGGAUUUCUUCGGUCACGUUUCGAUCGACAACUUUGACGCUGCCGGGUACAUUGACCGGGUCAAGAGCAACUCGUCCAAUGUGCCCAACAUCGGUAUUGCGGUGUCUGGUGGUGGUUACCGUGCUAUGUUGAACGGUGCCGGUGCUAUCAAGGCGUUUGAUAGCCGGACGGACAACUCUACUGCCUCGGGUCAGUUGGGUGGACUGCUGCAGUCGUCGACCUACUUUGCUGGUCUCAGUGGUGGUGGCUGGUUGGUUGGCUCCAUUUACAUCAACAACUUCACCAGCAUUUCGGAUCUGCAGACGCACAAGGAUGGUGCUGUCUGGCAGCUUGAGAACUCGAUUCUCGAGGGCCCUGACUCCGGUGGUAUCCAACUUUUCGACUCUGUCGGCUACUGGAAAGAUAUCCAUGAUGAAGUCUCGGCCAAGUCGGAUGCUGGCUUCCCGACUUCGAUUACGGACUACUGGGGACGUGCUUUGUCCUACCAGUUUGUCAACGACACCAAAGGAGGCCCAAGCCAGACUUGGUCGUCCAUCGCCUUGACUAAUGACUUCCAGCAAGGUAACAUGCCUUUGCCCAUCCUGGUGGCUGAUGGUCGUAACCCCGGCGAGUUGCUCGUUAGCAGCAACGCAACCGUGUUUGAAAUUAACCCUUGGGAGUUUGGUUCUUUUGACCCCACUGUCUUUGGUUUCGUCCCUACCAAGUACCUGGGCUCUCGUUUCGUGGGCGGAAGCUUGCCUGACAACGAGUCCUGCAUUAGUGGCUUUGACAAUGGCGGUUUCAUCAUGGGUACCUCGUCCAGUUUGUUCAACCAGUUCUUCCUGAAUGUCAACAGCACUGCGUUGCCCGAUUGGCUCAAGAGCAUCUUCACCAACAUCCUUGGUGACAUUGGUGAGGAUUCUGAUGAUAUCGCCGUCUACUCUCCCAACCCCUUCUACGGAUGGCGCAACGGCUCUUCCCCGUACUCCUCCUACAAGGAGCUAGACAUUGUGGAUGGUGGAGAGGAUCUCCAAAACAUCCCUCUGCACCCGCUGAUCCAGCCUGAGCGCCACGUCGAUGUCAUUUUCGCUGUCGACUCCUCCGCUGACACGGACUACUCGUGGCCCAACGGUACUGCUCUGGUUGCAACUUACGAGCGUACCUUGAACUCGACUGGUAUCGCCAACGGCACUGCUUUUCCGGCUGUGCCGGACACCAACACCUUCGUCAACAAGGGCUUCAACCAGCGACCCACAUUCUUCGGCUGCAACGCCACCAACGCUACCAGCAGCUCCGGCGACGUCGCUCCCUUGAUCGUCUACCUCCCCAACGCACCCUACGUCCUCUACUCCAACGUGUCCACCUUCGAGUACCCCUCGUACAACGACACCUACCGUGACCUCCUCAUCCUGAACGGCCAGGAUAUUGUGACGCAGGGUAACAGCACUGUGGACUCAAACUGGUCCACCUGUGUGGGCUGUGCUAUCCUGAGCCGCUCUUUGGAGCGCACCAACACCGAUAUCCCCCAGGUCUGCACCAAGUGCUUCCAGGACUACUGUUGGGAUGGUAGCAUCAACAGCACUGCCCCGGCUCCGUAUGAGCCUACCACCGAGUUCCACCAGAUUAGCGCCGACAAGAGUGCUGCUUCGAUUGCGAUGCCGACGCUGUUCUCGGUUGUGGUAUCUGCUGGUGCUGCGAUGUUUUUGAUGUAG